AAAACGGGAGAAGAGUGAAGGUAUUCAACGCCCCCACGAAUGGUUAUUUGAAUCUCUACUCAGGUUUUGACGUCGAUUUUUGGAGUUGGUAUGCUUUUGGCAGAGUCAAUUUAGCAGCGCUUGUAGCUGGCAUCGUGUCACAACUUUGAAAUGUUGACUGCUGGCUAAACGUUGGAAAGACUGGGUUGUGCUGGCGGCGUAUUGGAACAGAGGAGCGACUGUUGUGUGGCUCAAGACAGAAGUGGGAGUUCUGGAAUUCAUUUUGAACGCACCAGUAGCCUAAUGUAUCACUGAACGAAUCAACGCCACGAUAUAUUUUGUACGGUAUAAUUUAUUUUCUUCUCCCUAAUAAAUAUCGAUGAAAGUUGACAGCAGCGCGGAGGGCCAGGGACAUUCGUGUCCGGGGGACUUUGUUAAACCUGUGCAACUAGUCAUGGAUGAUAAUGUGUCCCAACCAACACCACGACGACGACUCUCUGGCUCUAGAGUCCAAUCUCAUCAACAUCUGCACCGGCAUCAACAUCAAGCUCAGCACCAGGAACUAGUAGUGUCAACCAAAAACAAGGCCCCAUCUCCCCCAGUAUCAGUGAAGGGGCUGGAUGGUGCAGGCCUUUCCCAGAGACACUUUGUAUCAGCAUUUCCUCAGAUGACCAUGGACCAGAAGGAGAACCAACUUGAACAGGACCUGACUCUGGUUGUGGUUCUGCCAGGCGGAGUGGAGAAGACAGCCACUGUUAAUGGCAGCAAGCCCAUGAUGGAUUUGUUAGUGAUGCUUUGUGCCAAGUACCACCUGAACCCAUCAGGCUAUGUUAUAGAGCUCGUCACCACCAACAGACACCCAAUCAAGUUCAAACCCAACACUCUGAUCGGGGCCCUGGAGGCAGAGAAGGUUCUGCUCAAGCCCAAAGGAAUGGAGGACAAGAUUAAGAAGCCAAUUCCUCAGAUGCCAGAGGCAACCGUCCGUCUGGUAAUAAACUAUAAAAAUACCCAGAAGACUAUGCUAAGAGUCAGUCCUCGAGUCCCCCUUGAAGACCUCUUACCAUCUAUUUGUGACAAAUGUGAAUUUGACCGACAGAGCACAUUUUUAUUGAGAGAUGCCCAAUCUAAGGAUCCUUUGGAUUUGACCUGUUCUCUCAAUGAUUUUGCAAUAAGGGAGGUUUAUGCAACGGACACAAAAGCUAUGUACUCAGAAGAUGUACCUGCCUCUCCCACCCCUACUACCACAACUCAUCUAGAUACCAUUCCACCCAGUAAAGAUAAAAUGCAGAAGGAGAAAGAAAACAAGGGAUUGUUCAGUUUAUUCAGGAGGAGUAAGAAGAAACCUGAGCAGGAAAUGACUGCUAGUGCCCCGGCGUCCCCAGUCUUUCCCAGCAAGCCUCGACCUCUUAGCAUGAGUUCGCUCAGUGCCCACUCCUCCACAUUCAACUGCAACUCCAUUGCUUCUGACAUGCCAAAGAAGAGACGGGCUCCCCUGCCCCCCGUGCUGGUGUCCCAGAGAUGCCCCUCUAACCUCAGCCAUCGCCAGAGGUCCAUCUCCGACUCAGAGCCCGAAGCCCAAAAGGACAGUGACCAGAUGGCUGGUCUGAGUCGCAGCACAGAGUCUUCCCUGAAGAGGACGAAGCGCAAGGCUCCCCUACCCCCUGCAUCUCCCAGUGUGGUUGUCCAUGAUGUAGCUUCACUAGAUGGAGGUGGCCAACUUCCUAAUACACUGGAAGAGAUCGUGGAGCAGGAGGAGACAACUGCCUCCGUGGUCUUAGACUCUAUGAGUGAUGUCCAGGAGGACGACAGCAGCCUCAACCUGUCAACAGCAGACAUCUCCGUGGACGCUGAGAGAACAGAGGCCCUCUCUCCACCACUGGAGGCCCCAGACACACCGUAUGCUGAGAUGGAGACCUCUUCACCACCCGAGAGCGAGGGCCCAGCAGGGGAAGAUCAGGCUUGUGAUCUGUCCUCAGAUGGCAAAUUAGUGCACAGCAUGGUGAACAACACUGAGCGCACGGAUCCCAUGCUGAUUGCCGAGAUGGACACAUCUGAAGCUGCAGAUGAAAGCCCUCCUUGCCAAGCUGACGAAAUAGGUGGUCAGACAGACUUGCCAUGUGAAGAUUACACAACACAAGAUGGGGUCAAAGGUGAAUGUAGUACUGAGAGCUCUCAUACUAUCAGCCCACCAGCAGCCCAGCCUAUGACACAGAGUACAGGAACACAGGCCUCAGAUCAGGUGGACACUGACCCCUACUAUCGUGAACGGCCAGUGGCCACAAGCACCCCCUGUCCCCCUGCUGAGGAUGCCCAGGUCCAGACCGAUCUCACACCACCAUGUCCUGUGUCAACACCCCGACAACAGGAAGUGCCUCCCCCUUCUAAAGCCUCUACCUCUGGAACGGUGGGGCUGAAAAAGGACAUGGCCACCUCUACAGAGGAGCUGCUGAUCCCUGCUGACCCCAUCACACCUGCCUCAGCAGCCCCUCAGUACCAAACGUCCACUCAAAGUGGCCCGGCCCCUCCGAAGCCAUCCAAUGAGCUGACCAGGGACUACAUCCCCAAGGUGGGGAUGACUACAUACACUAUCGUGCCUCACAAGACUUUGGAGAAACUGAGAAACUUUGAGCUGGAGCUGAUGUUGGAAUCCCCCAACGUGGCUCUCGAGAAGGAAGUAGGUUCACUUGAACUCAAAGACCGCACUACACAGGCUGAGCAGUUACAGGUCACAGCAGAACAGACCGAGCUGCAGUCUAUUGUACCUUUGGAGUCUUCCCUAUCUCAGCAAGUCACCACCACCACCACUACUACUACUACUACUACUAGUAGUAGUAGUAAGAGCAUUGUAAAUAGCAAUGUGGUUGAGCCUAUUCACUCCCCCUCAACACCAACAAGAAUACUUCCUGCAGGAGAUGACAAGAUUCCAUCCCCCUCUAGUGGGGGAGACCAAGCAGGCUUAAUAGCAGAGGUCACGGAGAUGAAAAUUCCACCCGCAACUAAACCCAAGCCUGGCUCUUUCCGCUUGCCACAGCACAAAAGAACACCUGGGUAUUAUGUAACCUCGGCGGCAGUGAAAAGUUUGAAUGCCAGUCCUGGCGCUGGCCAGAGGGAGGCUCCAGGCAGUCUAGUGGCAGCAGCAGCAGCAGCAGCAGCAGCGCAGGCACUGCAGCUAGUGGAGGAGGACAGCUUCCCUCCUCCGGUGCAGUGGGAGGAGGAGACAUCAGAGGGCGCUGAUGUAGUUGACACGGAGCCAAGUGUGCCAUCUCCACGGCCCAGUCCUGCCAGGGCGCCCCCAUCCCCAGGGUUGAGCCUGGAGAAGCUGAGGAGUUUUGCUGCUCCCAAACCCUACUCUCCUACGACCCCGUCCCGUUUUGCCCAGGCUGUCUCCUCGGCGGUCAAAAGGUCCCGGUCCUUAUCCACAGACUCCACCUCACCCUCUCCUCGCUUGCCACCAUUCUACCCAAUCACAAGCCGCUUUUUAGUCAAUGAUCCUAAAGGACCAUGUGGUGUGGCUAUGGGAAGUGCCAAUGGAGAGAGGGAGGAGAACAAAGGCUUGGAGCUCCAGGGAAGAGGGGACCUGAGCGGUGGCCCAGCCAGUGACAACAUGACUGUUCAGAUGGCAGGCCAGAGUGACCCUGAGCAGUGGCUCAGUGUGUGUGGGGAGAGGAGCUGAGAAGUAAUGGAUCAACGGAGACAUCUACAGAGCCUGAUGUCCUGCCCUGGAGUCUGUUCGAGCAUGAGAUGAGGAAUAGAAACUUUGAGUUUUUUACGACCUCUGUUGCUAGUCUUAAAAACCUACAAACUGUAGAAAAGACUACUUUUCUGUUUUAUGACAAAAAAAUAACUAAGUAGAUUAUUAUUAUUGUUAUUAUGAAAUAAUUGUUUGUAUUAUUAUUCACAAUUUCUAUUUCAAAUUUGAUGCAUAUUCUACUUUUCACGUGUGUUAUUUUGUCCAAAGACAGUAUAUUAUUAGUUUCCAUAUUCAGUUGUAAUUGUCAUUGAGAAAAUACAGUAGCUUAUUUUAAUACUGUCUUUCAUUUUGAAGAGGUUCAAUUUGAUGGUCCUGAAAGUGAUACUUGUAAAUCCCUCAGUCCAUUUUGUAUUUUGUGUUAUUCAUUUGAUUUUGAUAAAGCUGUGCCCAGACACACUGGUAUGUAGAGUAUUUCUCUGAACAUAUGAUGCUGUUAUGAAUAAAGGUUGCUGUCGCGUAUAUUAAAGUAUUCUAUUGACAAUC
Messenger RNA from Oncorhynchus keta (chum salmon), 4213 nucleotides. Its product is annotated as cordon-bleu protein-like 1. The record is from RefSeq and is a predicted model, not a curated record. Gene Ontology annotation, molecular function: actin monomer binding. Lineage: Eukaryota; Metazoa; Chordata; Actinopteri; Salmoniformes; Salmonidae. The transcript has 15 exons. The coding region runs from base 359 to 3652 and encodes 1097 amino acids.